Molecule: messenger RNA, 4503 nt
Organism: Anolis sagrei ordinatus
Lineage: Eukaryota; Metazoa; Chordata; Lepidosauria; Squamata; Anolidae
Product: protein CEPU-1-like
Source: RefSeq, a predicted model, not a curated record
AAGGAGCCUCCUCUACGGCUUCGGGUGCCCGAGUGCCUUGGAGUGGAGAAAAUUGCCGCGAAGAAGUGGCUGCCUGCCUGCCUCUCUCUCCGGUGGCUUGCCAGCAAUCGCGGCGUCCCUCCUUUCCAAAGGAAGGCAAAGUAAGGAAGGGAUCAGAUCCAGAAGCAAGGCGAGCCCUGCCUCUUGCCAGCUUCGUGGAGAGGGGAGCGCGGCUGGAGGGGAAAGCAAGGCUGUGGACCGGAGGGCGACGUCGGGGAGGAAAGGACGAAGCCGCGGAGGAAGAAGAAGAGCAGCCCAGCCCCGACCUCGAGCAUGACUGGACUUCUGGCCAAGAUGCGCACCCCGCUCUUCUGGGCCGUCUUGGCCGGGAUGGCCUCCGUCUUCCUCUUCCAAGGAGCGCCGGCGCGGAGUGGAGAAGCCGCCUUCCCCAAGGCCAUGGACAACGUCACCGUCCGGCAAGGAGAGAGCGCCACCCUCAGGUGCAUUGUGGAUAACCGAGUGACCAGGGUGGCCUGGCUCAACCGCAGCAGCAUCCUUUAUGCUGGCAAUGACAAGUGGUGUCUGGACCCACGAGUGGAGCUUAUUGCCAACACCAAAAUUCACUAUGCCAUCCGGAUAAAUGAUGUGGAUGUGUAUGAUGAGGGGCCCUAUACCUGCUCUGUGCAGACGGACAAUCAUCCAAAGACAUCACGGGUCCAUCUCAUUGUACAAGUACCUCCCAAGAUUGUUGAGAUCUCAUCAGACAUUUCCAUCAAUGAAGGUGGCAAUGUCAGUCUCACCUGCAUUGCUACAGGUAGACCAGACCCUACAAUCACUUGGAGACACAUCUCACCUAAAGCUGUGGGAUUCUUGAGUGAAGACGAGUACCUGGAGAUCACAGGCAUCACCCGGGAACAGUCAGGGGAAUAUGAAUGCAGUGCAUCCAACGAUGUUGCAACGCCAGUUGUGCGGAGAGUAAAAGUCACCGUGAAUUAUCCGCCAUACAUCUCAGAUACUAAGAAUACUGGGGUGCCAGUGGGACAGAAGGGCAUCCUCCAAUGUGAAGCAUCUGCCGUUCCAUCAGCAGAGUUCCAGUGGUACAAAGAUGACAAAAGGCUCAUUGAAGGACAGAAAGGGUUGAAAGUUGAAAACAAGGCCUUCUUCUCCCGCUUGACUUUCUUCAACGUCUCUGAGCAGGACUAUGGGAAUUAUACUUGUGUGGCUUACAACCAACUAGGAAACACUAAUGCCAGCAUUAUUCUGUACGAAAUAAGUGAGCCCACAAGCUCAACCUUGUUCCAAGCAGAGACAACCGCUGUCCAGACACCCUGGAAAGGGCCUGGAGCAGUGCAUGAUGGCAACAGUGGUGGGUCAAGAAGAGUUGUCUGCAUCUGGCUGUUCCCCUUCCUUCUCCUACACCUGCUGCUCAAGUUUUGACCCCGUCAACUGUGGCACUCAAAAAAGGAAAAAAAGAAGAAAAAGUAAAGAAGAAUAUUAAAUUUUUUAAAAAAUAAUCAGAAUAGUAAAGAGAGUAUAUUAUGAGGAAAUCUUGAGGAGAAAGAAAGGAAGUUUGAAAAAAAAUAAACACAAGAAGAGUCCAUAUUGUUCUGCUGAUGUAUCAACACAACUGAGUGCUGUUUUAUUUCUAAUUUUUCCCCAUUUUUCCUGAUAUGGACACGUAUACAGCUGUUGGGGACCUACCAGUUCAUUUGGCUGAGUGACCAUUGCUCCCCAUUUUUUUCCACAUUAAAUCUUAGCAAGAUACCUGAGUCCUUCCUUCCUUUUCUUACACCCCUUCCUUCCUUUUCUGACCUUCCCUCCAUUUGUCUUUCCUGUCUUUGUUUCCCCCUGAACUUGCCCAACUCUCCUACUGGGAGGAUUACAAUGUCUGCUGCCUUGUGCGCAACACGUCAUGGCUUUCGUCCUCCGAUUCUCUUCCUCUCACAGACUGCACUGUUAUCUCUUUAAUCGCAAAGUACAACACAACUACAGAUGACAACCACUCUGGCAAAUUGCAACCACAAGCGACAGCAAAGGGGAAGGAAAAACAACAGCAACAAUAACACCUGAUUGUUAAGACACGGAUUCAUUGUACUACAUGGAUAUCAUGGAUAAUAAGGGAUUCUGAUUCAUUAUUAAUUUUAUUAAUUAUAUUUUCUGAUAUGAGCCUAGAACUGUUAGUUCAUAAAAAAAAAUACAAAAACAAACAAAAAAUGGGGGGAAAAGAAGUUUAUUAAGUAUUAAAAACAAAAUGAAUAGCGGGAUUCUUAACUAGGAGGUGAACGGUCAAUAUCUCCAGUUGUUUGUGUGAUCUGUUUAGAUGAGAAUUGAAAAUGUCCAGAAAAGCAAGAGAAUGCAAGAAUGAACAAGCAAUGACUCCACCAGCAUUAUCAAGUCUCCAUUCGUUGUUCUGGUGUUAAGCUCAAGAGAGGUUUCCGCUGCUUUCAUACCGUUUGGAAGUGCAAAGGUUGAUGCUCACUGUAUGUUGAGUUAGAUGGAUAUGCUUAUUCUUUUUUAUGAGGUAUAUAUAUCUAUAUAUACAGAUAUGAGGUAUAUAUAUAAAAUUAUUAUUAUUUGUUAGCAUUCUAGCACAUUAUUUCUCAGCCGGGUCCUUCUUCUGACAUUACUGCAUGCUGUAUAUGGAGUUAGCUGUGUAUUGGUCUUUUCAGACAAAAGGGUAGAGUUUUAUUGGUAAUUGUGUAAUUAAUUCCUGACUCUUUCUUUUUCUUGGCCUUCCCGUGGGUUAUUUACAUGUUGAAGAGAUUUAUAAAAAAAUAAGAGAAAAGAAAAGAAAAAAUAUAUACAAUUCUGUAGUGUCUCUUUCCAGAUUUGGAUUUCUAUGAGGAGGGGUAUUGAUUAUUAAAACUAAUACACAUGCUUCAUUUUCUCUAUUCUACACAGCUUCAGUUAGGAACAUGAGAAGGACACAAACAUGAAAUAAAAGAAAUUUAAACUAAUAAUGCCCAGAAUUCUUUAUCACAGUGUACAUUAUGCUAUUUUAUGGGGACACUGGCAAGAGUGUCUUGAUGCACAGCGGCAUUCCUAGUGUCCCAGUACACAAUGGAACCAUUGUGCAUCCACUCCAAUGUGCAACAACCCCAAUGUGCAUUGAUCUCAAUGAAUAUUGACCCCAAUGCACUUUUGACACUUUGCUGGCUCCCUUUGUAGUAACACAACAGCAGACCUUUAUUGGAUAUGGAUAUUAUAGAACGGCCUAAUUCUAAUUUCAGAUAACAAAGUUAUGAAGACAUACCUCUCUAACAGGAUUGUGGCUCCUGUGUCCUUUCUAUAAGAGAAAGGGGGGGGGGAGAUUUCUCACCUCUAUAUGCGAAACCAACUCAUUAGUUUUGUUCAUAUUUGCAUAUCUAUCCAUGAACUGAGAGAAAUGCACAUCAAUGGAUGUUUUGGAAUAGACCAGAAAUUGGUGGCCUACAUUGUCUUAGAAGACAAUUAUGCUGGGGAAGGUGGAAGGUAAAAGGAAGAGGGGCCGACCAAGGGCAAGAUGGAUGGAUAGCAUCCUUGAAGUGACUGGACUGACCUUGAAGGAGCUGGGGGUGGUGACGGCCGACAGGGAGCUCUGGCGUGGGCUGGUCCAUGAGGUCACGAAGAGUCGGAGACGACUGAACGAAUGAACAACAUUGUCUUCAGAUCAAUAGUGGAUGUUGCCUCCUACUUGAUUUUUUAAAAAUCUACAUUGCUUUUCAGCCUGUUUGGGGAUACUUGAUUCUUCAAUUGGUUGUGGAAGGGGAUAUUUGUCAAUAGCUAAUACAUCAACAUCAUUCAUCAAUUAAAUGUUGAACUUUGGUGGAGAAAAGCUCUGGCUUGAGGAAUCAAAGAGGAAGACCAUCUUCUUGCUUCAAUGCCAUUUAUUUGUUCCUUCUCUACCAAGAUUUGAGCAACGGGUCCUGGUGAGGUCCUUUUAGAAAAUAGCAUUGAUGUCAAUAGUACAUGAGAACUGAAUUGAUAGUGUCACAUUCACGCAAAAUGACGAGGAAACCAAAACCCUCCAAAUCAUAUAGGGGCUAUUAUAAAUUGAUAUGACGUUGGGUUGAGAGGUGCUUCAAAAUCCCGAAAAUCACAGAAAAAUGUGUGUGUUUGAUUGGUUUGAUUUCUAAUUUUUUGUUCCCCAGCAAAAUAUAGUAUGAAAUGUAAAAUAGUGCAUUUUAUUGAAGUUUACAAGUAAUGAAAAUCAAACCAGCUAUCAUUUUGCUAACCCCGUCCAUGUUUCUCCUAUUUACUCUUCAUCGAUUCUAGAUGUCUUCUUUCUGCCUGUCAUUGUUUUUUUUUUUUAAUCCUUGCCCUCUUCUGUCAUUGGACUGAAAUCCUAAGUUCAUGAGCUAACAUCUCUGCCUUGAGUUUGGUAUUCAGUCUCCCAAUAUCACUGGUUUCAAUAUUGUGGUCAUACUGAAUUUCCUUAUCCUGAUGAUACAAUAUCUAAUCUUAUCUCUACUAUCUGUCUGGGGAACACUUUCUAGGCUCCAGAGAAAUAAAUACUUUCUAAAGGAUUUCACAAAUCCAAGAAUA